Messenger RNA from Fraxinus pennsylvanica, 495 nucleotides. The record is from the annotation of a GenBank genome assembly. Lineage: Eukaryota; Viridiplantae; Streptophyta; Magnoliopsida; Lamiales; Oleaceae.
AUGGGACAAAUUCUUGAGAAACUUAAAGGUAAUGAAUGGAAAGAAAAGCAGAUUAGAAAGAUAACUGACAAAAUUUUUGAUCAUUAUAAGAAUGAAUCUGGAAAGGCCAGUAUGACAUUUGAGGAGCUCCAUAUUGCUGUUCUACUUGUGUACAAUGAUAUUAAUAAGCGUUUACCUGGGCCUCAUUUUGAUCCUCCCACGAAGGAGGAAAUUAAGAUUCUGAUGCAGGAGAGUGAUAUCAACUUCGAUGGUGAACUGGAUCGUGAAGAAUUUGUGAAGUUCAUGCACAGGAUAACCAAGGAUACGUUCAUCACUGUGAGUCAGGGAUUAAUAACUACCCUGGCAGUUGCCCCAACAAUUGCUUUGCUGACAAAGAGGUCAACAGAGAAUGUCCCAGGCAUUGGGAAGGUGGUGCAGAAGUUGCCGAAUUCAGUCUAUGCAUCUCUAGCGACCCUGGUGAUUGUCAUGUUUCAACAGGGUUUAGAGAGAGCAUAG